AAUGGAGGGAAACCAAACCCUAAAAAUGAGGCAAAAGGGUCCUUGGCUCCAUGCAAUUGCAAUGCAAUAUAAAAUUAGAAAAAAAAAAAAAACAAAUUCAGUUUCCUGCAGUUCUCACUCCACACUUCAUCUUCCACAUUUGGUGCUUCCAUGGCGAGGCUGCUUCGCAACGCCAACACGUUCCUUCUCAAGCGCUCUUUCCUUCACCAUAACCUUCCCACUCGUUCUUGCUAUGAACAAGGAGUAGUGGGCACGUCUCAAGUUUUGAGCUUUUCAACGCAUAAAGGUAAAAGGCGCUCUAAGUCAGAUGGAGAUGAGUCUAGUGAAGAGAACAUGUCUAAAAAAGAUUUGGCCCUACAACAAGCCCUAGAUCAGAUCACUUCUGCAUUUGGAAAGGGAUCUAUCAUGUGGCUUGGUCGUUCUGUCUCACCCAAAAAUGUACCUGUGGUGUCAACUGGUUCUUUUGCUCUUGAUAUAGCUCUUGGAAUCGGUGGUCUUCCAAAGGGGCGUGUUGUGGAAAUAUUUGGUCCCGAGGCUUCUGGGAAAACAACUCUUGCUUUGCACGUGAUUUCAGAGGCACAAAAGCUAGGAGGCUAUUGUGCCUUUGUUGAUGCUGAGCAUGCACUUGAUAAGACACUUGCAGAGUCUAUUGGGGUAAAUACUAAGAACUUGCUUCUCUCACAACCAGAUUGUGGUGAACAAGCACUUAGCCUUGUGGAUACCUUAAUCCGGAGUGGUUCAGUUGAUGUAGUUGUUGUUGACAGUGUGGCUGCUCUUGUUCCUAAAGGUGAGCUUGAUGGUGAGAUGGGUGAUGCUCAUAUGGCAAUGCAAGCUAGGUUGAUGAGCCAGGCACUGCGGAAAUUGUGCCACUCCUUGUCACUUUCACAAUGUAUAUUGAUUUUUAUAAACCAGGUGAGGUCAAAGAUUUCUACUUUUGGGGGAUUUGGUGGGCCUACUGAAGUUACUUGUGGUGGUAAUGCAUUGAAAUUUUAUUCUUCUGUGCGGCUAAAUAUCAAAAGAAUAGGGCUUGUCAAGAAGGGUGAAGAGACUUUAGGAAGCCAUGUUCUUGUCAAGGUUGUGAAGAACAAGCAUGCCCCUCCAUUUAAAACUGCACAGUUUGAGCUUGAGUUUGGCAAGGGUAUAUGUAGAGACGCAGAGAUUAUAGAGUUGAGCAUAAAAUACAAACUCAUUAGAAAGAGUGGUUCAUUUUAUGAAUAUAAUGGCCGGAAUUACCACGGUAAGGAUGCUCUAAAGAGGUUCCUGGCUGACAGUGGCAGUACAGAAGAAUUAGCAACAAAGCUAAGGGAGAAACUUCUUAAUGGCGAGACAGAUACGGCUCCAGAGGCGCAAGUGACGAUUGGAGAUGUUUCGGAAGAAACGGUAUUUCCUGAUUCUACUGAUGAAGAAGCAGCUGCUGUUGUCGAAGCAUGAAUUUGGACGUGAGGCAUCAUGCAUUAUUUUCCCUGGAUUAAAAAUGUCAUUUUCCUGGCCAAAUGAGGUUUCUUCACCCUCUUUUCGUGUGAGACUAAUCCUCACUUGAAGUAACUAUUGUGAUUUGUGUGUGCCAUAGAUUGAGGAAGUGACCACAAAAGGCCCCCACUCAAAUGAAGAAGGCUCUAACAAGCAACUAUUCCUCAUGCUUCUAUUUUGGAACGAUACAUUCACAUUUCCUUGUAAAUUGGAAAUUUUGGCCAUUUUAUGUGCAGGUCAUGAGUCAUGUGGCAAGUCCAAGUUUUGUGGCUGAGAGGAAAUGAUUUUCUACCUGGUUAGGAAUCAAGGGCCAAGGGUAGUCAAGUGUUUGUGAUAGUUUAGGAUUGAUGGCUAUGUAUCUCAUUACUAGCUAGUGGUAAUGUGGUAUGAACUAUGAACGAAAAUUGAAUAGGUUAUUUGUGAUACAUGUUUAAUUUGCAGAUAAAAAAUUCAGUUUUCUCCAGUAAAAAAUAGCAGAGCGAUAGAUG
This is a messenger RNA of Lotus japonicus, 1958 nucleotides long. RefSeq names its product DNA repair protein recA homolog 3, mitochondrial-like. Gene Ontology annotation, molecular function: single-stranded DNA binding; ATP hydrolysis activity; ATP binding. The transcript has 8 exons. Bases 151 to 1431 code for a protein of 426 amino acids. NCBI's taxonomy places the organism in Eukaryota, Viridiplantae, Streptophyta, Magnoliopsida, Fabales, Fabaceae. The record is from RefSeq and is a predicted model, not a curated record. Gene Ontology annotation, biological process: DNA repair.